This is a messenger RNA of Closterium sp. NIES-67, 1545 nucleotides long. The record is from the annotation of a GenBank genome assembly. NCBI's taxonomy places the organism in Eukaryota, Viridiplantae, Streptophyta, Zygnematophyceae, Desmidiales, Closteriaceae.
GUGUGUGGCAGAUCUCCAGGCGAGUUGCUUGUUGGUCAUCACUCCUACAAGCUCGUGAAACGCCUGCGCGGUAGCACUCCUGAAGCUCUGACUCCAGUUUUCUAGCUAUUGACGCUUUGGUAGCUUCAACAGCUUCCUCAGCUUCGCUACCCGACGCCCUGAUUUAGUACGCGUGGAAGUGCCUUGCCAAGGCAGUGCUUGGUCGCAAACCCUGUGUUUCGUCUGGCAAGCCAGGGAUUUCUGUUGCCUUUCGCUGAUCACUCGUCGACGUUUGUCAGGCGUUCCCACACCGUAUCGAUAUCAUGGCGGGUCUAUCAGAACUAGAGGAGCCUAUACUCAAGCCGAAUAGCCAGCGGUUCUGCAUGUUUCCGAUCAAAUACGAUGACGUCUGGGAAUUCUACAAGAAGGCCGAAGCUAGCUUCUGGACUGCUGAGGAAGUCGAUCUUUCACAAGACCUGCAGCAUUUCGAGUCUUUAAGGGACGACGAGCGGUUCUUCAUUCUGCAGGUGCUCGCCUUCUUCGCAGCUUCCGACGGCAUCGUCCUCGAGAACCUCGCUGUGCGAUUCAUGAAGGAGAUUCAGAUUCCUGAAGCAAGGGCGUUUUACGGCUUCCAGAUAGCCAUCGAAAAUAUCCAUUCAGAGAUGUACAGCUUACUACUGGAAACGUAUAUCAAGGACCCUGCGGAAAAGGACCGUCUGUUCAGAGCAGUUGAGACUGUUCCAUGCGUAAAGAAGAAGGCUGAUUGGACCAUGCGGUACAUUGAAGGCUCUCAGAGUUGCACAACGUUUGCCGAGCGUCUGGUGGCCUUUGCAUGUGUGGAGGGAAUCUUCUUCUCGGGAAGCUUUUGCGCUAUCUUCUGGCUCAAGAAGCGUGGGCUCAUGCCAGGGCUCACUUUCUCUAACGAGCUCAUUUCGCGUGAUGAGGGUCUCCACACGGACUUUGGCUGCCUGCUCUACUCCCUGCUUCACAACAAGCUAAGUGAGGAGCGUGUGAAGGAGAUCCUUUGUGAAUCGGUAGAGAUUGAGGAAGAGUUCAUCCGCGAUUCUCUGCCGGUGGACCUAGUGGGCAUGAAUUCAGGGCUUAUGUGCCAGUACAUUGAGUUUGUCGCUGACCGACUACUGGUGGCGCUAGGGUGCAAGAAACAUUACAAUGUGCAGAACCCGUUUGACUGGAUGGAACUCAUCUCGCUACAAGGUAAAACCAACUUUUUUGAAAAGCGCGUGGGUGAGUACCAGAAGGCCUCCGUGAUGGCAAACCUGAAUGGCAAUGGGGCAACGCAGCGAGUUUUCAGCACUGAAGAAGAUUUUUAGUAGGAUCAGAUCAGACAAGUGCUUGUAUCCUCCAUUCUGAUACGGAAAUUGACUACAUCAAGGGGAACUGCGUAUCUGCUAUGUUCCUUGGCACGGUUGUUACAUGAAAUCAGCAUUUCUUUCUCCUUGGAUCCUAAGUGUCAAAUGCUUAGGUCGUUACUGUAGACUAUACUGGAUUAUGCCUUAGAGGGUACAGCACCCUAGUCUAUAUACCCUUGUACUCGCACAUUCUUCU